AUGGUCGAAUGUUAUCGACUAGCAUCAUGGUCAAAUGCUGUAUUCAUCUCUCUUGACUUAGAAAUAAUGACUAAUAAUAUUCCAUUGGAAGGUCGUAUCCGUUUGCCUAACCGAAUCAACGAUUGUAUUCACGAUUGUUCAUUCAUUUCUUCGAAUAUCGUCAAUUCGCAUCGAGGAAAUGAUGAUAGUCGAGAUGAAAUAGUCGCUUAA
Dracunculus medinensis (Guinea worm) is the source of this 210-nucleotide messenger RNA. Lineage: Eukaryota; Metazoa; Nematoda; Chromadorea; Rhabditida; Dracunculidae. The record is from the annotation of a GenBank genome assembly.